ACUGAAUGCGACAAGACAUCAUCAACCUACAAUUUUAUCACUGAGGAAUCUGCAACAACAGAGCCUUCAAUCCACCUCCACAAUGAGUGGCAAUGGCCUUUCUUAUGGCCUAAACAUCACAAAGAAGGCGAAGCCGAUAGGUUUUCGCCCCCCACCCGGGAAGAGGAAACCCAUCUUCGACUCUGAUGGCGACUCCGGCGACGACGACACCAGCAAAGGCGGCGCCGCCGAAGAAAUCGGCGAAUUCGGCGGCCUAGACCUCCCUUCCAGCAGCUCCUCCAGCAAGCCCUCCAAACCCUCAUCCAAACCCUCCAGCAAACCCAACCCCCUCUCCAACCCCCCCACCGGCGCCAAACCCAAAACCAAUACCCCCCAAUCCCUCUAUGGCGACCUCUCGACCUCCUUCAGCUCCUCCAAACACGCCGCGACAGCCGAAUCCAUAGAUUCAAGCAUCUACGACUACGACGCCGUCUACGACUCCCUCAAACCCGUCAAGACCGUCACCGAAGCCGACAAGGAGCGGAAACCAAAAUACAUGACCUCCCUCCUCGCCGCAGCCGCGGUGCGCAAGCGCGAUGCUACGAUUGCAGAGGAGCGGAAGCUGGCGAGGGAGAGGGAGGCGGAAGGGGAGGAGUACGCGGAUAAGGAGAAGUUCGUGACGGAGGCGUAUAAGAAGCAGCAGGCUGCUAAUCGUAUCGCGGAAGCUGAAGAAAAAGAAAGAGAAGAGAGAGAGGCAAAGGAGAAUAAGAAUACGGGGUUUACGGGGUUUUAUAAGGAUUUAUUGGAGAAAGAUGAGAGGAGGCAUGCGGAGAUUGUGAAAGCGGCCGAGGAGAGGGGGAAAGCUGGCCCGGAAGCGAAGGUGGAGGAGGAAGAAGGGGGGGAGAAAUCGGAGGCCCAGAUUGCGAGGGAGAUAAAUGAGAGGAAAGAAGGUGCCAUCGCUGUCAACGACGAGGGGCAGGUAGUUGAUAAACGCCAACUCCUCAAAGGCGGCCUCAACAUAAUCCCCGAAGCCAAGCCAGCCGCGCCCGCGCCCCGCCACAACCGCGACACUCUGGCAGAUAGGCGGGGUGCGGCGUUCGUGGGCGCGGGCGGGGGGAAGCAGGCUAUGAGAGAUAGGCAGACGAGGAUGAUGGAGGCACAGUUGGAGGAGGCGACGAAGAGGGCGAGGGAGGAGGAGGAGGAGGAGAAAGAGAAGGUGGAUAGGGCUAGUAAGAGUCGGAAGACGGAAGGGGAGAUUAUGGGGGCGAAGGAGAGGUAUUUGUUGAGGAAGAAGGAGGCGGAGGAGGCGAGGAGGAGGGAGGCGGAGGGGAAGUGA
Messenger RNA from Pseudogymnoascus destructans, 1315 nucleotides. RefSeq lists its product as uncharacterized. The record is from RefSeq and is a predicted model, not a curated record. The transcript has a single exon. The coding region runs from base 83 to 1315 and encodes 410 amino acids. Gene Ontology annotation, biological process: regulation of alternative mRNA splicing, via spliceosome. Lineage: Eukaryota; Fungi; Ascomycota; Leotiomycetes; Thelebolales; Thelebolaceae.